This is a messenger RNA of Chenopodium quinoa (quinoa), 1389 nucleotides long. RefSeq lists its product as uncharacterized. Bases 1 to 1389 code for a protein of 462 amino acids. The transcript has 4 exons. Lineage: Eukaryota; Viridiplantae; Streptophyta; Magnoliopsida; Caryophyllales; Amaranthaceae. The record is from RefSeq and is a predicted model, not a curated record.
AUGGCAGGGGGAAGCAGUACCAACAAUGAGGGAAAUGAACUUAGCAAAGUAGUGAGGCAAUUGGCAGCAGUUGCCCAACAACUGGCAAGAAACUCGACUUGUAAUGGGGAUGCCCAAGGGAAGCUUUUUAAGAAGGUGGCUCAAAGUAAACCACCAACAUAUCAAGAGGAGCCUUAUCCUACCAUACUAGAAAACUGGUUGAGGGAGUUUGAGAAGUUGUUUGGAGUUGUAGGAUGCCUAGAAAAUUCAAAAGUAAGAUGUGCUACCUACUAUCUGAGGGGUAAAGCUGACCAUUGGUGGCAACAAAAUGAAACUACAAUUAGGGCACUACCUGGAUUCAAUUGGGCUAAGUUCCAAGAGAAAGAUGGAAAAGUGUCAGUAACUGAAUACUACACCAAGUUUAUUGAGUUGUUUCGUUUUUCUGAAGAGUAUGUUGCUACAGAAAAGGAAAAGGCUAGAAAGUUUGAGAGUGGCUUGACUACUGAUUUUCAGUUAAAGCUGUGCGGGCAAGUGUUUGAGACCUUGGAUGAAGUAUAUGGAAGGGCCGCACACCUUUACACAUUGGAGGAGAAGAAAAAGAAGGAGUUAGCUGAGAUAGAAGGAAGAGAGAAGAGGAAGGAAGUGGGGCAAGUUUAUGGUAAUAAUCGUCAAGGAGGACGUAAUAACAAUGGAGGAACAAAACACCAUAACCAAGUGAAUAACAAGAAUGGAAGGACUUAUUUUUGCAAAAGGUGCAAGAACAAUCACCCUUGUAGGGAUUGCGAAGGCAAUCUAGUUGCUUGUCGCGCUUGUAAUAAACUUGGGAAUAGGGAGUAUGAAUGUUUCUCUAAGAAUACUAAUGGGAACCGGCAAAACAAUAAUUCAAGAGGAAACCAGUGGAAUUUUCAGGAGAACAACAAUAACUUUAAUGGGAAUAAGAAAGUGCAACAGAAUGGGGUGAAGAACAAUAACAAUUACAGUGGGAACAAUCAACAUAAAGGUGGAGCUGCAGGGAAAUUGAAUGUUUUGAGUAGGCAUGAGACAGAUUCCACGAAAGAUGUGAUCACUUGCAUUGUUUCAAAACUUAAAGACUGUAUAGGAUCAGUAGAAGUAGUAGAUCUACCAAUAACAAUUCCUACAUGUGAGGUAGUGAAAUGUACCAAAACCUAUAAAAAUGUGCCUUUAGAAAUAAAAGGGAAAGUAUUCUUGUCUGACCUCAUUGAGUUUGGGUUGAGUGACUUUGAUCUCAUUUUGGGAAUGGAUUGGUUUAGUAAGUACAAUGCUGAGAUCAGUUGUCGGUCGCAGAAAGUGAAAAUGGUCACAAAUGGGAAAGAAUCGAUAACUUACUGGAUGCAUGGUGAAACCAAGUGCCCAAGGUUAAUAUCGGUGCAAAAUUGGGAAAGUACAUGA